CCAGCCAAGCCAAGCGAAGUCGACUUAAGCAUCCUCGUUCAAGUUCCCUACUCCGUGGUCUCCGCUACCUUUUACUGUACUUUUCUGUGAUGCGUACACCUGUUCUGGCACGUGUGUACCUGAUGGAUUUAGUCCCUUGCAGCUUCACACUCCAGUGGGUGAUGGUCUUCAGGAAUUGUAGGCGGACGCUGCGUGUAGGAGAUGGUCAGAGCUUGAAUCGGCUGGGUGUAGGCUAGUCUACUCUGAGUGUCUUACGACACUGCGGAUUUCUUAAGGAGUGCUGAGGAGCAGUGCAAGAGGUAAAGAGCUUAGAUUGGGAGAUGACAAGCUUGUGGCGAAGGACCCUACAGCUAUCAUUGUGCGUCGUCACACUUGGUGUUGAAGGUGGUUGGAUAGACAGGAUGCCUCAUGAGGAGAAGUCCAUGAAGUUUAACUGGGUGAGAAGCAAGAAUGACAAAGAGGAGAAGGUCCUUGAAGGUGUAGAAAACGGUGGCAAAUCGGCUUAUUCUGACGAGGCAUGGAAACCGGCUGAAAUGCUCUAUGAACCUCCUCUUCUGCAAGUAACUCAGCCUAAGGGCUCCUUCUGCACAAUCGAUUGCCGAUUUGCUACUACAUUGGAGCCUGAUGGAGUCUAUGACAUCCUUACGGAUCCCAACAAUCAUCGAGUCUUCAAGAAUAUCAAGGAAGUCAUAUACCGCAAGGUAUUGGAAGACGACGGAAACAGGCAGGUGGUGGAGGUGGAGCAGCUGGGGCGUUGGAAAUUUUUGUUCCUGUCUGGGACCUUCCCUACACGAGUGAUGAUUGAACAAAAGCGGCAAGAGAAAACUAUAGUUUUCGAUCUGGCGAAGCAAGGAGGUAUUAUGAAGAAAUUUACUGGAUCAUGGAAGAUUGAGCCCAUGAGGGCAUCUGAGGCCGCAUCCCAGAAUGUAUCCACAAGCGUGGGGGUGGAGACCGAACCUGGAAGCGACCCCAUUCUUGGAUCGUGGAUCACAUUCCAACAAGUGGUCGAGCCUUCCAUCAAGCCUCCAUGGCCGCUCAGCAACUACAUUAGAGGAGUCUCAGACAAGAUUGUGCGGGAGAUGCUUGCUGAUUUGCAACAAGAGUGCCAACGCUUGACGGAGCUUCGAAAAACAUCGACAUCGGCAUCGAAAGUGGUUGCCAAUGCUCAACCCUCGAGUAGUUAGUUACUGUCGCUCUUCUAAGGCGUGUAGAAUGUUCCGUAGAGGUAGCAGUACUCAUAAAAAUAUAUAUAUGUAUAUCUUUUAUUAACUAGGUAUAAUCGUGCUCCAUGUACGGUGCUCAGAAAUUUAAGACAAUUGAGCAGACAGUUCCUUGCCGCUGAAGAUAGUGGUGAGAGAUACAGCUAGACAAUUGCUGUAGGACAAAAUUUAGCAGAAAAAGGUGUUGAAUAUAUAAAUUAUGAAGCGCAUCUCACGCUAUCUGCAUGCCAAAAUCGCAUGGUUUCUCUA
Physcomitrium patens is the source of this 1469-nucleotide messenger RNA. Lineage: Eukaryota; Viridiplantae; Streptophyta; Bryopsida; Funariales; Funariaceae. The record is from RefSeq and is a predicted model, not a curated record.